AUGAUUGAAGACAAAGAGAAGAACUCGGAGCAUGCGGAAGAUGUCUCCGCGGUGCCGAAUCUCAAGAUGCGCGACGGCAUCAUCCUGAUGCCGCAGCCGUCCGAUGACCCUAAUGACCCACUAAACUGGUCCUUGUUCCGCAAGCGUGCCGCCAUGUUCACCAUCUCGUACCUGGCCCUCGUUUGCUACGUCGCCGUUACCACCUUAGUUACAGGGACUGUGCCCCUGGCCAAGUCACUACACGUAUCCAAGUCAACAGCUGUUUACCUGGGCAACACGCCCGUUGCCCUGUAUGGCGUGGCUCCGUGGCUCUGGAGUCCGCUCAGUCAUUUUGUAGGGCGUCGAUCUGUGCUGCUCAUGUGCAAUAUUAUCGCCAUGGUUGGGGCUGCUGUCGUUGCGACGUCCAAAACGUACUCGGCUUGUAUUGUCGGCCGGGUCAUUCUCGGCGCUGGUGGUUCAGCGUUCUGGACACUGGGGCCUGCGAGUAUCGGGGAUAUGUUCUUCCGCCAUGAGAAAGGGAAGAAUAUAGGCAUAUCCACAUUGGCUAUUGUAGUCUCCCCGUUCCUUGGGACAAUUAUUGGCGGACCCAUCAUAGAGAACAACAAGCUAGGCUGGCCGGCGUCACAAUGGAUACCCCUGAUCUUUAUGGGAGCAGGCCUCAUAAUGCAGAUAUUCUUUCUCCCGGAGACCAUCUAUAUUCGUGAGGCACAUCCUAAUUCCGCUUCUAUAACUGCUCGGGACCCACCAUUUGUGCCCAAACCUGGCGAAUCAACACUCUGGGCCCGCUACGGCAUCCAUAUCCCCAGGCGCCGGGAGAAGCAGCAUAGCUUCCUUUUCAUUGCCACGCGUCCCUUUGUGCUCUUCAAGUUCCCAGCGGUAUUACUAUCGGCGUUCUGGUUCGGUGUUACCUACAUGAUGCACGUGGGUAUCACUGCCGAGAUCCCACUCGUAUUUGAGGAGCAGUAUAACUUCGCUGUGCUCGACGUCGGUCUUACUGGAUUCUCUGGCUUAAUUGGUGCGCUAAUCGGUGAGGCGUAUGCUGGUCCCUCACUUGAUGUCAUUGCGAAGCGUACGAUGAAGCAUGGUCAGGAAUGGCGACCCGAGUACCGCCUCCAAGCCGUCUGGCCAGCACUAGUCGCGGUACCAGCUGGUCUAAUCAUGUUUGGAACAUCGAUCCAAUUCGGACAUGCUUGGAUCACGCCUCUGGUCGGCCAAGAGGAAACCCCUAGUCAAACGUAUAUCCUGGAAUGCUACCCUCGCCAGGGAGCAGAGGCGAACUUGGUAUUCAAUCUGAUUCGCAACAUCUUCUCCUACACGGCUCCGUUUUUUGUGCAGCCGAUGACCGCCCGGCUCGGAAUUACCUCUCCUUUUGCUCUGUUCGCUGCUUUGACCAUCUUCUUCUUCCCAUUUACUGUGGGCGUUCUCAUGUGGCGAGGCAAACAGAUCCGGGAUAAGGGCGGUGACCCCGGAUGGAGUAGAGAUUGA
This is a messenger RNA of Penicillium lagena, 1485 nucleotides long. RefSeq lists its product as uncharacterized. The record is from RefSeq and is a predicted model, not a curated record. Gene Ontology annotation, molecular function: transmembrane transporter activity. The transcript has 4 exons. Gene Ontology annotation, biological process: transmembrane transport. Bases 1 to 1485 code for a protein of 494 amino acids. Lineage: Eukaryota; Fungi; Ascomycota; Eurotiomycetes; Eurotiales; Aspergillaceae.